Onthophagus taurus is the source of this 3079-nucleotide messenger RNA. The record is from RefSeq and is a predicted model, not a curated record. Lineage: Eukaryota; Metazoa; Arthropoda; Insecta; Coleoptera; Scarabaeidae.
GAUAAAUUGUACCCAAACGAUAAAUAAAUCGAGAUGGUUAGGGGAGUAACAAGAAGAGAAAGGAGCAGAUCACCAGAGCGAAAACGACGAAGAUCCAGAAGUAAAGACCGCUCUAAAAGACGUAGGAGUCGCUCUAGAGAGAGGAGAAGUAGAUCACGCGAUAGGAGAAGUCGAUCGAGGGAUCGAAAAGAACGCGAACGCAGAUCUUAUAGUAGAGAAAGAGAUCGUAGAGAUAGGGGUACGGAUAAUAAAGAUAAAAGAUUUGGAAAAUCGCGGCGAAGAGAUCGAUCCCCACGAUCGCGUUCGAAAGGUAAAGAUGACCCAGAUUUACCUUUUGACCCAACAAAUCUUGAUAAAGAAGAAGAACAACGCAAAUUGGAGUUGGAAAUGCAAAAAAGGCGUGAAAGAAUUGAGAGGUGGAGAGCAGAAAGAAAAAAGAAACAAGAUUCUAUAAAAAAGGAUCAAAAAACUGCAACACCAUCCUCAAAGAAAUGGUCUUUAGAAGAUGACUCAGAGGAUGAUGAGAAAGGGGUUACUGAAAAAUCUGAGGAUAAAAUAGAUGAGGAAAAAGUGGAAUUAGAAGGUGAAAAAAGUGAUGAUAAAGAAAAAGAUGAAAAAGAUGAGAUAAAAGAGGAGGAGGAAGAAAUUGAUCCUUUAGAUGAAUACAUGAGGGGGGUCCAAGAAGAAGUGAGACAAAUUAAUAAAUUUGAUGUAAAAAAAUCCAAACCGGAUAAUAACUCAAACAAAAGUUUGGUUAUUUUUACAGGUGUGGCAAAAUCAAAAGUAAGCAAAAACAAAGGCGAAUUAAUCGAGCAAAACCAAGAUGGUUUAGAAUACUCCUCAGAAGAAGAACAAGAAGAUCUAAAAGACACCGCCGCUAACAUAGCAAACAAACAAAAAAAAGAAUUAGCCAAAAUCGAUCAUAACGAAAUCAUGUACCACACAUUUCGCAAAAAUUUUUAUGUUGAAGUCCCAGAAAUAGCCCGGAUGACCCAAGAAGAAGUCGACACUUACAAAGAAGAACUCGAAGGGAUUCGCGUUAAAGGAAAAGGAUGCCCAAAACCCAUCAAAACUUGGGCACAAUGCGGAGUCUCAACAAAAGAAUUAAACAUCUUAAAAAAACUCGGUUUUGAAAAACCCACCCCCAUCCAAGCCCAAGCAAUACCCGCGGUAAUGUCGGGGCGAGAUUUAAUUGGAAUCGCAAAAACCGGAAGUGGCAAAACACUCGCAUUUUUACUCCCAAUGUUUCGACAUAUUCUUGAUCAACCACCUUUGGAUGAAACGGACGGUCCAAUUUCGAUAAUUAUGACCCCAACGCGCGAAUUAUGCAUGCAAAUUGGAAAAGAUAUUAAAAAAUUCACGAAAAGUUUAAAUUUACACUCUGUGUGUGUUUAUGGCGGGACGGGAAUUUCGGAACAAAUCGCCGAAUUAAAACGAGGCGCCGAAAUAAUCGUUUGCACCCCAGGGAGAAUGAUCGAUAUGUUAGCCGCGAAUGGGGGGAAAGUAACAAAUUUAAGAAGGGUUACUUAUAUCGUUUUAGACGAAGCCGAUCGCAUGUUUGAUAUGGGUUUUGAGCCCCAAGUUAUGCGAAUUAUCGAUAAUGUUCGCCCGGAUCGACAAACUGUCAUGUUUAGUGCGACUUUUCCCCGACAGAUGGAGGCAUUAGCGAGGAGGAUUCUCCAAAAACCGAUUGAAGUCCAAGUUGGGGGGAGAUCCAUCGUUUGUAAAGACGUGGAGCAACACGCCGUCGUUUUAGAGGAGGAUCAAAAAUUUUUAAAACUAUUAGAAUUAUUAGGCCUUUAUCAAGAACACGGGAGUAUAAUAGUUUUCGUCGAUAAACAAGAAAACGCCGAUAUCUUACUAAAAGAAUUAAUGAAAGCCGCUUAUAACUGUUUAAGCUUACACGGGGGAAUCGACCAAUUCGAUCGUGAUUCAACAAUAAUCGAUUUUAAAAACGGCAAAGUUAAAUUAUUGAUCGCAACUUCGGUCGCGGCGCGUGGAUUAGACGUUAAACAAUUAAUCUUGGUGAUUAAUUACGAUUGCCCGAAUCAUUACGAAGAUUACGUCCAUCGAUGUGGAAGAACCGGAAGGGCCGGUAAUAAAGGUUUCGCUUACACUUUUAUCACCCCAGAACAAGCGCGAUAUUCCGGCGAUAUCGUAAAAGCCUUCGAAUUAGCCUCAGUAACCGUCCCUGAAUCGUUAAGAAAUUUAUGGGAAGCCUACAAAGCGAAACAAGAAGCUGAAGGAAAAAAAGUCCACACCGGCGGGGGAUUCAGCGGAAAAGGAUUCAAAUUCGACGAAAGCGAAGCCGCCGCGGUUAAUGAACGUAAAAAGUUCCAAAAAGCCGCUUUAGGAUUACAAGAUUCGGAUGAUGAGGAUUUAGAGCACGAUAUUGAUCAACAAAUUGAAAGUAUGUUUGCUACAAAACGAACGGUUAAAGAAAUUAAAGCCCCCCUUGGGAUUAUUAACCCCGCUACGAUUAACGCGCAAAAUACCGCGAUCGAUAAAUUAGAACUUGCGAAGAGAUUAGCGUCGAAGAUUAAUUUAGCCAAAAAUAUAACUGGCGAUACCAAAUUUGCAACCCAACAAGCCGCCGAAUCAAUCUUAAAAGGAAGCGGAAGCCAACCUUUAAUUACAGCUAAAACCGUAGCGGAACAAUUAGCCGCGAAAUUAAAUACAAGAUUAAAUUAUCAACCCAAAGAUGAAGAUGAUCGAAAUGAUGAAGAUUCCGAGCAAACGUUUAGGAAAUAUGAGGAGGAAUUAGAGAUUAAUGAUUUCCCACAACAAGCUAGAUGGAGAGUCACAUCAAAGGAGGCUUUAGCCCAAAUUUCAGAAUAUUCGGAAGCCGGGAUAACAGUUCGCGGGACUUACGUCCAAACGGGAAAAGCACCCCCGGAAGGAGAGCGAAAACUUUAUUUAGCAAUUGAAAGUACCAGUGAUAUAGCCGUAUCGAAAGCCAAGUCAGAAAUAACACGAUUAAUCAAAGAGGAAUUGUUAAAAUUACAAACGGCGGGUCACCACACCUUUAAUAAAUCAAGAUAUAAAGUUAUUUAAGGAAAUAUUUUAAUCGAUUUUGUGA